This is a messenger RNA of Gossypium arboreum, 899 nucleotides long. Its product is annotated as 40S ribosomal protein S10-1-like. Gene Ontology annotation, molecular function: RNA binding; structural constituent of ribosome. NCBI's taxonomy places the organism in Eukaryota, Viridiplantae, Streptophyta, Magnoliopsida, Malvales, Malvaceae. Gene Ontology annotation, cellular component: cytosolic small ribosomal subunit. The record is from RefSeq and is a predicted model, not a curated record. The transcript has 5 exons. The coding region runs from base 107 to 634 and encodes 175 amino acids.
CACCACCAUUCUCUAGGUUUUAAAGGCCGUUGUUUCUCCGCUGUUCCGGCUCCUGCAAGAAAACCGUAAAAGGACUUAUUUCACCUUUGCUCUUCACUUCGUACCCAUGAUUAUUCCGGAGAAGAACCGUAUAGAAAUCUGCAAGUACCUUUUCCAAGAGGGAGUUUGCCAUGCAAAGAAAGAUUACAAUCUUGCAAAACACCCGGAGAUCGAUUUGCCGAAUUUGCAAGUGAUUAAGCUGAUGCAAAGCUUCAAGUCCAAGGAAUAUGUCCGCGAGACAUUUGCUUGGAUGCACUAUUACUGGUACCUUACUAAUGAUGGGAUUGAGUUUCUAAGAACUUACCUCAAUCUUCCAUCAGAAAUUGUGCCUGCUACUUUGAAGAAAUCAACAAAACCCCCUGGUAGGCUAGGCGGCCCACCUGGUGAUCGCCCUCGGGGUCCACCUCGCUUUGAAGGAGACCGCCCAAGGUUUGGUGACAGAGAUGGGUACCGCGGAGGUCCUCGUGGUGGUGACAAGGGAGGUGCCCCAGCAGAUUUCCAGCCAUCCUGCAGGGGUUCUUCUGGUGGAAGACCCUCUUUCGGUCGUGGUGGCGGAGGCUAUAGUGCAGCUCCAUCUGGUUCAGGUUUUGUUUGAAGACUAUGUGUCUUUUGGGUUGCUUGUUUUAAAGCUUAGUAUUCAAAAUCUUAGAAUUCUGAUUUAAUGCCUUAGGUUUGUAUAAUAUUAUGCUUGUUAUGAGAUCACAAUGUUUAGUUUUGUCUCGGCCAACAAAGUACUGUUAUUACCCCUAAUAUAGAAUUAAAUUUAUGAUGGCCGAAGGUUUUUCUUUUAAGUCUAAUUUUGUAUUUCACACCUUUUUGAAAAUUGGGAAGUUAAUAAUUUUUAACUUAAUUCGUUAGAA